AUGGAGCAUGAGCAUGCGACCAGUUUGACUGCUCGCGCUGUAAAGAGGGCGCUACCAGACCGUGCAAUAUUGACAAAAGAUGCGAGGCAGACACUCAACUCUGCCACUAGUGUAUUUACGCUGUAUUUGGCAUCCUUAGCACACGAAACUUCCGUAGCUAACAAGCGCAAUACUAUCACAUUAAAAGAUGUUCUGCAGACACUUCGAGACGCAGAUUUUGAACAUUUUAUCGAGCCUAUUGAGGCGUGUCUGCAAGAGGCAAAAGUUACUGAUUGUAAAAUUAAUGCUCAAAUUAUUGUGGCUGAGGACGAAGAGGGUGGCGAGACGACAAACGAAGUCGCACAUCAGCUAGAAGAUGUGGCCAUUGACACAAACGAGGAGGAUGACGAUGAUAUGGUAUCAAUGGACGAGCCUAUAAGUGCUGCGGCGGGGAAGGUGUGA
Plasmopara halstedii is the source of this 441-nucleotide messenger RNA. Its product is annotated as dna polymerase epsilon subunit 3-like. Lineage: Eukaryota; Oomycota; Peronosporomycetes; Peronosporales; Peronosporaceae. Bases 1 to 441 code for a protein of 146 amino acids. The record is from RefSeq and is a predicted model, not a curated record. Gene Ontology annotation, molecular function: protein heterodimerization activity; chromatin DNA binding. The transcript is spliced from 3 exons. Gene Ontology annotation, biological process: DNA damage response; leading strand elongation; heterochromatin formation. Gene Ontology annotation, cellular component: epsilon DNA polymerase complex; CHRAC.